This is a messenger RNA of Clarias gariepinus (North African catfish), 4478 nucleotides long. It is a transcript of the gene cyfip1, whose product is annotated as cytoplasmic FMR1 interacting protein 1. Gene Ontology annotation, biological process: modification of synaptic structure; regulation of translation; regulation of actin filament polymerization. Bases 231 to 3992 code for a protein of 1253 amino acids. Gene Ontology annotation, molecular function: small GTPase binding; RNA 7-methylguanosine cap binding. The record is from RefSeq and is a predicted model, not a curated record. Gene Ontology annotation, cellular component: synapse; neuron projection; SCAR complex. Lineage: Eukaryota; Metazoa; Chordata; Actinopteri; Siluriformes; Clariidae. The transcript has 31 exons.
UUCCUGUUGAGUUUUCCUGUCGAGAGAAACGGGAACUCCUCCCGAAGGCCGCCGCUGCACAGGCGCAAAGGAAGAGGAUUUAUUCGCCUUUUGGUAUUAAAACUACAGUCCUGAGAGCCGGAGGGUCCGCGUCGAGUCCCCGGGGGAGACUUUCUGCUGUGUGUUCGCGGGAAAUGGACGUUUAAUCCGGACUGAAGCGCUUUAUCCUGGAAAAAAAACAUUAAGGAAUCAUGACGACGACGGUGUCUCUGGAGGACGCUCUGUCCAACGUGGACCUGCUGGAGGAGCUUCCACUUCCUGACCAGCAGCCCUGCAUCGAGCCCCUGCCCUCGUCCAUCCUGUACCAGCCGAACUUCAACACCAACUUUGAGGAUCGAAAUGCGUUUGUGACCGGCAUCGCCCGCUACAUCGAGCAGGCCACCGUCCACUCCAGCAUGAACGAGAUGUUGGAGGAGGGUCAGGAGUACGCAGUUAUGCUGUACACGUGGAGAAGCUGCUCUCGCGCCAUCCCUCAGGUGAAGUGUAACGAGCAGCCCAACAGAGUGGAGAUCUACGAGAAGACCGUAGAGGUGCUGGAGCCCGAGGUCACCAAGCUCAUGAACUUCAUGUACUUCCAGCGCACCGCGAUCGAUCGUUUCUGCGGCGAAGUGCGUCGCCUGUGUCACGCCGAGCGCAGGAAGGACUUCGUGUCCGAGGCGUACCUGCUCACGCUGGGGAAGUUCAUCAACAUGUUCGCCGUCCUGGACGAGCUGAAGAACAUGAAGUGCAGCGUCAAGAACGACCACUCGGCCUACAAACGGGCGGCGCAGUUCCUGAGGAAAAUGUCCGAGCCAUCGUCUAUCCAGGAGUCUCAGAACUUGUCCAUGUUUCUGGCCAACCACAACAAGAUCACACAGUCCCUCCAGCAGCAGUUAGAGGUGAUUCACGGCUAUGAGGAGCUCCUGGCUGACAUCGUCAACCUCUGCGUGGAUUACUACGAGAACAAGAUGUACCUCACGCCCGAGGAGAAGCACAUGCUGCUCAAAGUCAUGGGCUUCGGGUUGUAUCUGAUGGACGGAAACAGCAGCAACAUCUACAAACUAGACGCCAAGAAGAGGAUCAACCUGACCAAAAUCGACAAGUUCUUUAAGCAGUUACAGGUGGUCCCUCUGUUCGGGGACAUGCAGAUCGAGCUGUGCCGCUACAUCAAGACCAGCGCUCACUUCGAAGAAAACAAGUCCAGGUGGUCCUGUACGUCAGCAGGCAGCAGUCCUCAGUAUAAUAUCUGUGAGCAGAUGAUUCAGAUACGUGAGGAUCACAUGCGCUUCAUCUCAGAGUUAGCUCGCUACAGCAACAACGAGGUCGUGACAGGAUCCGGACGCCAGGAAGCUCAGAAGACAGACUCCGAGUACAGGAAGUUGUGUGACCUCGCCUUGCAGGGUCUUCAGCUGCUCUCUCAGUGGAGUGCUCAAGUCAUGGAAGUGUAUUCCUGGAAGCUGGUUCAUCCGACUGAUAAAUAUUCCAACAAGGAAUGUCCGGACAACGCGGAGGAGUACGAACGCGCCACCAGAUACAACUACACCAGUGAGGAGAAGUUCGCUCUGGUAGAGGUGAUCGCCAUGAUAAAGGGGCUGCAGGUGCUGAUGGGCCGUAUGGAGAGUGUGUUUAAUCACGCCAUCCGCCACACCAUCUACGCCGCGCUGCAGGACUUCGCCCAGGUCACGCUGCGCGACCCGCUGCGCCAGGCCAUAAAGAAGAAGAAGAACGUCAUCCAGAGCGUCCUCCAGGCCAUCCGUAAGACCAUCUGUGACUGGGAGACCGGGCGAGAACCUCACAACGACCCGGCUCUGCGCGGAGAGAAGGAUCCCAAAGGGGGGUUUGAUAUCAAAGUGCCGCGCCGCGCCGUCGGCCCCUCAAGCACUCAGCUCUACAUGGUGAGGACGAUGCUGGAGUCUCUGGUAGCGGACAAGAGCGGGUCGAAGAAGACGCUGCGCAGCGGCCUGGAAGGACCGACCAUCCUGGACAUCGAGAAGUUCCACCGGGAGUCCUUCUUCUACACACACCUGCUGAACUUCAGCGAGACCCUGCAGCAGUGCUGUGAUCUGUCCCAGCUGUGGUUCCGUGAGUUCUUCCUGGAGCUCACCAUGGGUCGGCGUAUCCAGUUCCCCAUCGAGAUGUCCGUGCCCUGGAUCCUCACCGAUCACAUCCUGGACAUCAAAGAGGCUUCAAUGAUGGAGUAUGUGCUGUAUCCUCUGGAUCUGUACAACGACAGUGCACACUACGCUCUCACCAAGUUCAAGAAGCAGUUCCUGUAUGAUGAGAUCGAGGCUGAGGUGAAUCUCUGCUUCGACCAGUUUGUCUACAAGCUUGCUGAUCAGAUUUUUGCUUAUUACAAGGUUCUGGCAGGAAGUUUGCUUCUGGAUAAGAGACUCCGAGCAGAAUGUAAAAACCAGGGUGCCAAUAUUUCCUGGCCUCCUUCCAACCGCUACGAGACACUGCUGAAGCAGAGACAUGUCCAGCUCCUGGGUCGUUCCAUCGACCUGAACCGUCUCAUCACUCAGCGAGUCUCCGCCGCGCUCUACAAAUCCCUGGAGCUGGCCAUAAACCGCUUCGAGAGUGAGGACCUCACCUCCAUCGUGGAGCUGGAGGGUUUGAUGGAGAUUAACCGGAUGACCCACAAGCUCCUGAGUAAGUUCCUGACGCUGGACAGCAUGGACGCCAUGUUCCGCGAGGCUAACCACAACGUCUCCGCUCCGUACGGCCGGAUCACGCUGCACGUCUUCUGGGAGCUCAACUACGACUUCCUGCCCAACUACUGCUACAACGGCUCCACCAACAGGUUUGUUCGUACAGUGUUGCCGUUCUCCCAGGAGUUCCAGAGAGACAAACCGCCUAACGCUCAGCCACAGUACCUUUAUGGGUCAAAGCCCCUGAACUUGGCCUACAGCAGUAUCUACGGCUUCUACAGGAACUUCGUUGGUCCUCCUCACAUCAAGGCGAUGUGCAGACUGCUGGGGUACCAGGGCAUCGCCGUGGUGAUGGAGGAGCUGCUCAAGGUGGUCAAAAGCCUGCUCCAGGGCACCAUCCUGCAGUACGUCAGGACUCUGAUGGAGGUGAUGCCGAAGAUCUGCCGUCUGCCACGCCACGAGUACGGCUCUCCAGGGAUCCUGGAGUUCUUCCACCACCAGCUGAAGGACAUCGUGGAGUACGCCGAGCUGAAGACCGUGUGCUUCCAGAACCUGAGGGAGGUUGGCAACGCCGUGCUGUUCUGUCUGCUCAGUGAGCAGAGCCUGUCUCAGGAGGAAGUGUGUGACCUGCUGCACGCUGCACCCUUCCAAAACAUUCUGCCCCGGGUCCAUGUCAAAGAGGGCGAGCGGUUGGAUGCAAAGAUGAAACGGUUGGAGGCCAAAUACACGGCGCUGCACAUGGUGCCCUUGAUCGAACGUCUGGGGACGCCACAGCAAAUUGCCAUCGCACGCGAGGGCGACCUCCUGACCCGAGAGCGUCUGUGCUGCGGCCUCUCCAUGUUCGAGGUCAUCCUGGCGCGCAUCCGCGGCUUCCUGGACGACCCCAUAUGGCGCGGCCCGUUACCUAGCAACGGCGUGAUGCAUGUGGACGAGUGUGUGGAGUUCCACCGGCUGUGGAGCGCCAUGCAGUUCGUGUACUGUAUCCCUGUCGGAGCGCACGAGUUCACCGUGGAGCAGUGUUUCGGCGACGGGCUGAACUGGGCCGGCUGUAUGAUCAUCACCCUGCUGGGCCAACAGAGACGCUUCGACAUCAUGGACUUCAGUUACCACCUGCUUAAAGUGCAGAAGCACGACGGCAAGGACGAGAUCAUAAAGAGCGUGCCCUUAAAGAAAAUGGUGGACCGCAUUCGCAAGUACCAGAUUCUGAACGAUGAGAUCUUCGCCAUCCUGAACAAGUACCUGAAAUCCGGUGACGGCGAGAACAUGCCUGUGGAACACGUGCGAUGCUUCCAGCCGCCCAUCCACCAAUCGCUGGCUAGCAACUGAGAGCCGCGGCGUAGAUUAGACCCGUCGCUCGGUAUUAAUAUGGUGGAUAAAGAUCAGAUCUAAUUAGGUGGUCACUAGGACCAUUAACACACACUGCUUCACCUGUGUGGAAAUCCUGGAGGAAGAUUACAAAGGGUUUGUGGUGAAGAAGGGAAAACAAACACUGUGUCUACGUCCAGUCUGCGCCUUAUUCAGAAUUCCUUCUCUCUCUUUUUUAAGUAAAAAUAAUAAUAUGCUAAUCAUUUAUGUUUUAUACUUCCGGGAAAGUGGGUUUCAUCAAGAGCUUAUUUAAGUGUCGGGUUUAUAUUCUUAUUCUUCUUUCUGGUGGUGAUGUUACGACUGCAUGCAUUACUUUUAUUUCUUUCAUUUUUCUCUAGUAUACUGUACGAUUAAAAAGAAAAAUAACCAAGUGCCUAAACACGUGCCUUUUUUUGUAUUUGAGUUGGAAUUUGAUUUUAAUUCAAUAAAUAUAACAAUUUGUCAUUA